AAAAGCUGGCCGCUUAGCCGGGACCCGGGCGUGUGCGCAGGCGCGAGGUUGGCUGCUUGCGCAAAGCAGGAGGGAGGGGGCGGCGGCGACAGACCUCUAGGGGUGAGAAGACUGCGAGCGAAACCCGGGCGCGAGGCAUCCCCGGAUCCCAGCGCCGCUUCCGCGUGCCCAGAGGCAGCCUGUGCGCUGCCCCCGCCCCGGGCUCGCGCCCGGCCGCGCCCUUCACCUCCCCUACCUCGGCUGGCGGUGCGGAGCGGCCCCGGAGCGGCCUGAGGGGCGGCGCCUUCUGUGGCCGUCCCGGCCGUGGUGGGGGGGAUGUGAGGGGCGGCCCGCAGCCAUGGAGACGGGCCCGGCGCCGCUUGUGGCUCCGCCGCGCCGUCAUGGCGCCCCCCAGGCCCCCUCGCCGCCGCCCCGCGGCUCCCGGACCGGGCCCAUCGUCGUGGUGGCCCCGGGGCCUCCAGUGACCACAGCCACUUCAGCCCCGGUCACCCUAGUGGCCCCCGGGGAGGCACGGCCUGCGUGGGUACCAGGGCCGACCCAGACCUCGGCCCUGGUUUCGGCCCCUACGGUCACGGGCAGCACAGUGGUGGUGCUAACCCUGGAGGCCUCACCCGAAGCGCACAUCUCCCCCGGCCCGGAACCCCUGGAGCCCACGACAGUAAUAAGAGAGGAGACGUCGAUGGCUCUGGCCCUAGGGGCAGACUCUCUUAAGACGGAGGAGACUAGAACCUCACCCGCUUCUGGACCAGGUACCUCCACCAGGACCCCUUCCAGAAUGGCUCCUGGAGCCCUGACCGCCAAACCCCCGCUUGCCCCUAAGCCGGGAACCACAGUGGCCUCAGGAAUGACUGCAGCAAUUGCAGCAGUGACAGCAGGAGAGGUGACAAGUGGACAUGGAGCUGCAGUAGCAACAUCAGCAUCAACAAGACAGGUUCCAGAGGGCCCCUCAGGGUCUGGCACAGGCCCUUCAGGAACUAGUGAGGCUCUGGUAGCUGUUGUGACGGUGACCCCUGCUCCUGAGCCUACUGAAAACUCUCAGGACUUAGGCUCCACGUCCAGCCUGGGACCUGGCAUUUCUGGGCCUCGAGGGCAGGCCCCGGACACUCUGAGCUACUUGGACUCCGUAAGCCUCAUGUCUGGGACCUUGGAGUCCUUGGCGGAUGAUGUGAGCUCCAUGGGCUCAGACUCGGAGAUAAAUGGGCUGGCCUUGCGGAAGACAGACAAGUAUGGCUUCCUUGGGGGCAGCCAGUACUCGGGCAGCCUAGAGAGCUCUAUUCCAGUGGAUGUGGCUCGGCAGCGGGAGCUCAAAUGGCUGGAGAUGUUCAGUAACUGGGAUAAGUGGCUGUCUCGGCGUUUCCAGAAGGUGAAGCUGCGCUGCCGGAAGGGAAUCCCCUCCUCCCUCAGAGCCAAGGCCUGGCAGUAUCUGUCCAAUAGCAAGGAACUCCUGGAGCAGAACCCCGGCAAGUUUGAGGAGCUGGAACGGGCUCCUGGGGACCCCAAGUGGCUGGAUGUGAUUGAGAAGGACCUGCACCGCCAGUUCCCUUUCCAUGAGAUGUUUGCUGCUCGAGGGGGGCAUGGGCAACAGGACCUGUAUCGAAUCCUUAAGGCCUACACUAUCUACCGGCCUGACGAGGGCUACUGCCAGGCCCAGGCCCCAGUGGCUGCAGUGCUGCUCAUGCACAUGCCUGCUGAGCAAGCCUUUUGGUGCCUGGUGCAGAUCUGCGACAAGUACCUCCCUGGUUACUACAGUGCAGGGCUGGAGGCCAUUCAGCUGGAUGGAGAAAUCUUUUUUGCACUGUUGCGCCGGGCCUCCCCACUGGCACACCGGCACCUGCGGCGGCAGCGCAUUGACCCUGUGCUCUACAUGACGGAAUGGUUUAUGUGCAUCUUUGCCCGCACCCUGCCCUGGGCUUCUGUGCUGCGUGUCUGGGAUAUGUUCUUCUGUGAAGGCGUAAAGAUCAUUUUCCGGGUGGCCCUGGUGUUGCUGCGGCACACACUGGGCUCAGUGGAGAAGCUGCGCUCCUGCCAGGGCAUGUAUGAAACCAUGGAGCAGCUGCGCAACCUGCCCCAACAGUGCAUGCAGGAGGACUUCCUGGUGCAUGAGGUGACUAACCUCCCAGUGACAGAAGCACUGAUUGAGCGAGAAAACACAGCCCAGCUCAAGAAGUGGCGGGAAACCCGGGGGGAGCUACAGUAUCGGCCUUCACGGAGACUACACGGCUCCCGGGCCAUCCAUGAGGAGCGCCGGCGGCAGCAGCCACCUCUUGGCCCCUCCUCUAGCCUCCUCAGCCUCAGUAACCUUAAGAGCCGAGGCUCCCUGGCUGCUGGAGGGGCCCCAUCUCCACCCCCACCUUCCCACAAGGCCAGUGCUGGGCCUGUCCCAGGGCCUGUGGUCACUGCUGAGGGACUGCAUCCAUCCCUUCCUUCGCCUACUGGUAACAGCACCCCACUGGGUCCCGGCAAGGAGACCCGGAGGCAGGAGAAGGAACGGCAGAAGCAGGAGAAGGAACGUGAGAAGGAGCGACAAAAACAGGAGAAAGAGAGGGAGAAGCGGGAGAAGGAGCGGCAGAAAUGGGAAAAAGAGCAGGAGAAGGAACGGCAGAAGCAGGAGAAGGAGCAGCAGAAGCAAGAGAAGAAGGCCCAAGGCAGGAAGCUUUCACUGCGUCGAAAGGCAGAUGGGCCCCCACCUCCCCAGGAUGGUGGGGAUAGGUCCUCAGUCUCUGAGGCCCGGCAGGAUGCUUAUUUCUGACUUCUGCCCUGGGGCUGGACUUCAUGGCCCCCCUCUUUUUCUCUCAGCCAAGAGCAGGCCCUUCAGCAGACUGUCCCUCUUUCUGAGGAAAAUGGCUUGAUUCCCAUCUCCCUGCCAGCUGCAAUCCUUACACAGCCAGGACAGUCAGAGUGCAUGGGGCAGCUGCAUUUCCCUGAGACAGACAGCUGUUGAACAAGUCUGGAGUUAGGCCCAGCUGGGGUCUGUCACUCCUGCCCCAGUUCCCUUUGAAGUCCCUUCCCAGGUGCUGUCCUGAUUGGCCUUUUGUCACCACAAGGUGACUCCUGGCAAUGGGAGUUAGCAGUUUUCAGAUUCUUACACUCUGGUUGCUCCCAUUACCCAUGAAGUGGAACUGGUGUUUUGUUUUGUUCUUUUUUUUUUUUUAUUCAGUACUGCCUGCCUCCCCGUUUCUGGCUGGGGACCAGGGCCCUCCUUGCUUGACUUCUGGACAUCUCUGUUGUAAUUAUGUACAAAGGACCUGGUUGGCCCAGAGUAGGGCUGUUCUCUCUAUCUUGUCCUUUGGGUCUCCUUCCACAAUGUUCUUGCACUCUUAGUUUAUUUAAGGGGACAUGCACUGGAACAGGAAAUGUCCCCCAUUUCCUCGCUCACCACCCUCCUGCUCUCAUACACCCACUUUCCUCUAUUCUGAGGCUUCCCCUACUUUGCCUCAUCAGGACUUCCACCUUUCACCUUGAUCCCUUCUAAGACUCCGGCUCCUAUCUGGGAAAGGGGUCUUUUUUGAGUUCCAGGGGGUGGAACCCAAUGUUUACAUUCUCUUCUGUAUCUGCCCCCAUGCCAUGCAGCGCUUUUGAGAAACCAGAAAAGAACCUGCUAUUGUACCUGG
Messenger RNA from Phyllostomus hastatus (greater spear-nosed bat), 3611 nucleotides. It is a transcript of the gene TBC1D10B, whose product is annotated as TBC1 domain family member 10B. Lineage: Eukaryota; Metazoa; Chordata; Mammalia; Chiroptera; Phyllostomidae. Bases 338 to 2749 code for a protein of 803 amino acids. The transcript is spliced from 9 exons. The record is from RefSeq and is a predicted model, not a curated record.